AUGACGAUAAGGUGCCUCACUCGCCGUCGGGCGCAGUGGACGCCCACCGCUCUGACGGUUUCCGUGCGUCUGGUGAGGCGCAAACUCAGCCCUGACCGCACACGCGAUGAGGAGAUUCAGGACCGCCAAAAUGCAUUCGUGUGGCAUGAAAAGCACAUCUUUCGUCCACACCAGCACUUCACAUACGACCCGUCCAGCUGGAGCCGCCCACUGGAGGAAAAGAUGAAAGCGAAGAGGAAGUUGUCUCUCGUCGAGCGCUUGCGGGCCUUGGAGGAGCGGGAGGCCGAGGCAGCGCAUGCCAUCGAAGAGGCAAAGGGACCGGAGGAAUUGCAGGAGUGCGCAGAGGACGUGGAUUAUUUUUACUCCAUUCAGGAACCUAAAGGAAAUGCCAUUUCAUUGCAAGCUCAGGUGGAACGGUUGAAUGCCUUGCACGUCCUUCUUACAGCUCCGAGGCACCUUGAUACUUCGUUGGUAAAAGUAGAACGUCUGCGGCACGAGUACAGGGAGCUGCUGCGGCUUGUAUUUGAACGUGUCCGUGUGGCAGUCGUGGGAGAAACAAUGACAUUUGAUGCGUUGCUGUAUUCAUGGUUUCUGCUACUCCAGGGUGCUCAGCCGCUUUUAGAGGCUCUGACUGAGGGAGAGGGACAUGCGGGGAGUCGGCUUCACGACGUCAUUGUCACCGUGCGUGAUGCGCUUGACACGCUUCUACUGCACGCCAUGAAGCGUAUUGAUGCGGAGGGCAAACUGGAUCUAGUCCUGGAAGGCUGGGUGGAGCUGUUAGAUGUGGUAACACAUCCCUUUACCCGACAAGGCGAAAAGUUGAGGGGCAGUCAAAGAGCAUCAUGCCACGCUUUCAAUGUAGGCGGCGAAGGACUGGAAAAAAAGGUGGCGGAUCGAGCCAUGACUGCACUAGCGGAACGCAUGAUCACAGAUGACGGCAGUGAAUUGCUUGAUGCACAGCAUCUGCACGCCCUCUUGCGCAGCAUGGUACGCUGUUCCUGCGUGAUGGAAGACGCAUCUCUUCAGCGUGCGGCGCUGCUGACAAGAAAGGUGUUGGAAGGGAUUCUUGCAACUCUCAAAGGGGUUGUGGCGCCUUCGCUUCCUCACUCGAUGCAGCUCUCCCUCCUGGGCAGCUCAGCGCGGCGUGUUGCCUUUAAUGCAGGUGAGUCAACCCGAGGGAGAGAUGCGCCCCGCCAGGCGGUGUUAGACCCAUGCGACCCACCAGGUGGCAUAAAGAGCCCCGUAACAGCUGCUGAUGAGGUGUCGCACGCCAUGUGUGCGGGGAUAGCUCUCCUGCGACAGGCACCUCGUGCCUCUCAGGUUACACAGGCAAAGGUGCUGGACGCCGUCGAUUUGCUCUUGCUGAUGCUGUCGUAUGCGCCAAACUACGACCUUGGUUUGACCGAAACGGCCACGUUUGUCUGCGAAAUGGUCGCUGGUGGGGUGCUGGACGUUGACACAGGGACGGUGGAGCGACACCUCCGCGCGGUGCUUUUGCUCUCUCGCUUGAAAUUUUCUACCUGCAACAAUCAGACCGUUUUGUCUCGACUGUUUCUCUUCCUCUGUAGCCUUGCCCCACCGGAGUCGUGCCCCGAGCUGACUCUUCGGGAGUGGAAACGGCUUUAUGGAACUGUCAUGCAUCAGUUGCUCUCUUCUGUGCGUGCGGCUGCGUUGAGUGAACACUACGCUCGUGGGCACAACUCCCCCGCUACAUGGGAAGAGCUUCUGGCAUUCGGCCGGUAUAGGGGUGCUCUGCCACUUUCAUUGUGGCACGAAGCCUGUCAACGCUACUUUGAAAGUCCCGCCGUCCCGUUGUCCUCAAAGUGCGCGCGUGCCUUACUCUCACUAAGAGCUCGCUGCACACCUUCUGCUAGCGUCGGUUUCGCACAAAAGGCAAACCCUGCUUCACUCUGUGCGGCUCCGCUGGACUUUGAUUCAGUACGGCUGCUCGCAAGACUCUUGCAUGUUGUCCUGGGAGAGUGCGUUGCUGCCGAAGACCUCAUGAAUGAAGCUGCUGCGUGGGGUGCGGCGCAGGAUGCUGCCGGCGAUGACGAGGCACUUUCUGCCUUGCUACUUGCAGCACAAAGGUGUGUGCAGGAGAGACAGGCGUGCAAGCAUGCCGUGAUGACGUUCUCGUAA
This is a messenger RNA of Trypanosoma conorhini, 2139 nucleotides long. RefSeq lists its product as uncharacterized. The record is from RefSeq and is a predicted model, not a curated record. The transcript has a single exon. Lineage: Eukaryota; Euglenozoa; Kinetoplastea; Trypanosomatida; Trypanosomatidae. Bases 1 to 2139 code for a protein of 712 amino acids.